Durio zibethinus is the source of this 1479-nucleotide messenger RNA. RefSeq names its product 14-3-3-like protein GF14 iota. Lineage: Eukaryota; Viridiplantae; Streptophyta; Magnoliopsida; Malvales; Malvaceae. The record is from RefSeq and is a predicted model, not a curated record.
UUAUUAAAUUCCAAAAAAGCCCAUCCCACAGAAAGGGAUUUGAACAAAUCUAAGUGAAAGGAAAUGACAAAGAAAUAACGAAUAGCGCGCUCCGUCUUUCAAAGUCUCCUCCAAACAUUGCUCCUUCUUUUUCUCUCCUUUAUAUAAAACAAUCCUCUUUAACACUUCCUCUCCCAUUCCUCAUUUUCUUUUCUUUUUUUCAUUGUUCCUUUCUUCUUUCUCUUCCUUUGAAUCACUCUGUUUUUUUUUUUUUUUUUCCCUUUCUUUCAAUCUCUAUAUCGACGAUGUCUAAUAUAGAAAACGGGAGAGAGACUCUUGUUUACUUGGCCAAACUCGCCGAACAAGCUGAACGUUACGAAGAAAUGGUGGAGAGCAUGAAACAAGUGGCGAAACUUGAUUGCGAGCUGACUGUGGAAGAAAGGAACCUUCUUUCCGUGGGUUACAAGAAUGUGAUUGGUGCACGAAGAGCUUCUUGGCGGAUCAUCUCUUCGAUUGAGCAAAAGGAGGAAUCGAGAGGAAAUAAAGAUAAUGUUAAGCUGAUCAAAGGUUACCAUCAAAAGGUAGAGGAAGAGCUUUCCAAGAUUUGCACUGACAUUUUGGGCAUCAUCGACAAGCAUCUCAUCCCUUCUUCUACCUCCAGUGAAGCCACUGUUUUUUACUACAAGAUGAAAGGUGAUUACUAUCGGUAUGUUGCUGAGUUCAAGACAGAUCAGGAGAGGAAAGAGGCUGCUGAACAGUCAUUGAAAGGUUAUGAGGCUGCUUCUGCCACUGCAAACACAGAUCUUUCUUCAACCCACCCAAUUCGUCUUGGCCUUGCCCUUAACUUCUCUGUCUUUUAUUAUGAGAUAAUGAAUUCUCCCGAGAGGGCCUGUCAUUUGGCUAAGCAAGCCUUUGAUGAAGCCAUUGCGGAGUUGGAUACAUUGAGUGAGGAGUCAUACAAGGAUAGCACCCUAAUUAUGCAGCUUCUGAGAGACAACCUUACCCUGUGGACUUCUGAUCUGCCUGAAGAUGGAGGUGAAGACGGUGUAAACGGUGACGAUGUUAAGCCUACUGCUGAAGCUGAGGUAAAAGGAGAGAAACAUUGAUGAGGAAUCCUGGAGCCUGCAUGGGGCACAAUUCAAUGUUUAUAGUACUUUCCAGAACUGGGUUCUUAUGGCUUUUCUCACAAGAGGAUUGGAUCAACUAGUUUAGCCCUUUUACAAUGCUAAACGAUCAUUUUCAGUACAACCAAAACCAGAUGAAGAAAUGGAUCAGUUGAUCUAACCAUAGUUUACCUUUCACUGUUAUUUUCCACUUUUGUUGCUUUUGAUUUUAUUUAAUGUUCUCUAAUACGAAAUACUUGUUUAAAUUAUGGAUGUUUUGUUAAAUUUGUUUAAUAUUGUAUCCUCCUCCAUUGUCUGUUUGCCCUGUUUUUUGGCUUUUAUUGUGUUACAGCUUCUAUGGUUCAAACUCAGGUUGAUCAAUUGAAGGAGGCUUUAU